AUGGAGUCUAUAGAGGAAGUUUUGGAAAAUUACUCCUCCCAGCUGGGGGCCCUCGACAGCAAACUGCAGCAGCUCAGGGCGGCUCUGGGGGCCCUGGCUAAGAAUCCAGCAGCAGCAGCAGCAGCAGCAGACGCAGAAGCAGCAGCAGCAGCAGACGCAGCGGAAGCAGCAGCAGCAAGAAGCAAACCUCAUGAUGCUGCAGCAACUCUCCCACCCCUGGAGGCGGCACAGCUCCACGUUGCAACUGCCUUUGCUGCAUGCACCUUAUGGUUUACAUACCUCAAGACCCAGGGCCUGAGCACUCAAAGCCAUCCAGUCACAAGAGACCUCGCUCGCGUGCAGCAGUACAUGCAGAAAGUGUCAAGAACAAUCCAAGAAGGAGAGAAAAGAACCCAAACCCUAGACGUUGCUGCUGCUGGGCGUUUCAUUGCCUUCCACACAAACUCAAAGAGGGGGCCCCAGGGGGCCCCCAGGGGGGCCCCCAAGGGGGCCCCCGAAGGUGCCCCUGAGGGGGCCCCCCAGGGGGGUCCCCAGGGGGGCCCCCAGGGGGCCCCCAAUGGGGCCCCCAUUGGGGCCCCCAGGGGGGCCCUCAAGAGGGCCCCUGGGGAGGCCCCUGAGGGGCCCCUCUCGGGGGGCCCCCCUAAGAAAGUGCGCAGACUUAAGGGGCCCCUGGGGGCCCCCAAAGAGGUUUCAAAAGGCAAAGGGAAACCCAAGAAAGAGAGGGGCCUGCAGGGGCCUUCAGGGGCCUCUGAGCCAAGCAGCAGCAGCAGCAGCAACAGCAACAGCAGCAGCAGCGGCAGCAGUAGCAGUAGUAAUGUGAACAACAACAGCAACGACAGCAGCAGCAGCAGCAGCAGCAGCAGCGGCAAGCUGACGAAGCGUAAGAACAAACAAAAGAAGAAAAUUUCUGAAUUUGCCAUUGCUGCUCCGUUUGAGCAACUGCUGCAACAACGGCAGCAGUUGCUGCGCCAGCUGCAGCAGCAGCUGCAGCAGCAGCUGCAGCAGCAGCUGCGGAAGCAGCAGCAGCACUAG
Molecule: messenger RNA, 1032 nt
Organism: Eimeria tenella
Lineage: Eukaryota; Apicomplexa; Conoidasida; Eucoccidiorida; Eimeriidae
Product: nuclear DNA-binding protein, putative
Exons: 5
Coding region: 1-1032 (343 amino acids)
Biological process (GO): maturation of 5.8S rRNA; regulation of gene expression
Cellular component (GO): nucleolus; exosome (RNase complex)
Molecular function (GO): RNA binding; DNA binding
Source: RefSeq, a predicted model, not a curated record